Messenger RNA from Phytophthora nicotianae INRA-310, 867 nucleotides. RefSeq lists its product as hypothetical. Bases 1 to 867 code for a protein of 288 amino acids. The record is from RefSeq and is a predicted model, not a curated record. The transcript has a single exon. Lineage: Eukaryota; Oomycota; Peronosporomycetes; Peronosporales; Peronosporaceae.
AUGAUCAAGUUGUUCAUUCUCGCUGUCACUGUUGCUCUUACUACUCUUUGUAGUUCUAGUAUCAUCACUGAAGACAACUGCGUGCUGAUAGACUUUACUGCUGAAGAGGCGGAAUUUGAAGAUUUAAAUGCUGGGAUCAAGACUGCCAAGUUUGAUAAACUACUUGGCUCGAUGCUUGGAAAGUACGACCCCUUCAACCGGAGCAACAUCCCGCUCCGAUUCAAUUUUAACCGUUUUUUGACGAUCUCGACCGCUAUCGACACGAUCAGUAUAUCUGGUGCAACGGGCUUUGUCCCGCAACAUAUCAACGUGACCUCGCCGAAUUCUGUUUCGAUUGAAACUGUCUCGUAUGGUGAGAUUGUUGUCGACGUAAAUUUGAAUGCCAAGGUUGAGGCGAUGGGACUGCCUGCACAAGCUCAGUUGAGGUUUGUGCUGGAACAACCUACGGUUAUCGUCGAAGUAGAAGCGAAUAUGUACGCAUGUGAGCCGGGUGCCCCUGCGUCAGUGUGUACCAACUUGACAGUUGCGGAUCUUCAGAAUCACUUGGAAAAUGCGACCACGAAAGAACCCUUUGCGAACACCAUAAAGAAGGUGUUGAAGAGGAUCAAGGACGCAUCUGUGAAAUCUUUCUCCCUCAGCUACCAGUCGAUGUCGAAUUUCAAGUUAAGCUUCGACAGCUCAAGUUUUGUAUUCCGCACUCUCCUGCAUCUCAUUCCCGACUACGAAGCCGAUGAUUUUAAUACGGAAGGCAUCAUCAAGACGGGCUACUUGAAGAUAAUGAGUCGUCAUGCUCCCAAACUGCUGAACUACUUCAUUAAAGACAUGCUGGAACCCUCGUUCGGUGCGACAUGCCUGACAGAAGAAUAG